Messenger RNA from Aspergillus steynii IBT 23096, 1039 nucleotides. RefSeq names its product FMN-binding negative transcriptional regulator. The coding region runs from base 33 to 809 and encodes 258 amino acids. Lineage: Eukaryota; Fungi; Ascomycota; Eurotiomycetes; Eurotiales; Aspergillaceae. The transcript has a single exon. The record is from RefSeq and is a predicted model, not a curated record.
CUGGGGGUAGCUACUGUUUUCCAUUCCUGAUCAUGUAUCUUCGAGCAAUCCACGCAGAGUCCCACCUCCCAACCCUUCGCCAGUUCGUCAAGGACAACCCCCUCGGCAUCUUAACCACCGCCAUCUCAUCCUCCAUCUACUCCUUCAUCCAGUCCAGCCACGUCCCCUGGGUUCUCGACGUCUCCGAUAAUGACAGCGAAACCGAACUCGGAGUCUUGCGCGGCCACAUCGCCCGACAAAACCCCCAGGCCAAAGCCAUAAUUGAAUCCGCGACAGCCGCAAAUCCCGCAGCAUCCGGCGGCGUGCAGCUCAAAGAUGAAGUUUUAGUCCUGUUCAACGGCCCUGUCCAUCACUACGUGACGCCUAAGUUCUACACCGAGACUAAGCCUGCCACAGGGAAGGUCGUGCCCACGUGGAACUACUCGGCCGUGCAGGCGUACGGAAAAGCGACGGUUUACUUCGACAGCGGCGAUGAGUCGACGGAGUUUCUCUCGUCGCAGAUCAAUGCCCUCUCGAACCAUGCGGAGACCUCGGUUAUGGGUUACACGGGGGCUGGCGAGCGUCCGGGUCCUUGGAAAGUUGCCGAUGCGCCGGAUCGGUACAUCUCGCUCUUGCAGAAGGCGAUCAUCGGCAUCAAGAUUGAUAUCACUCGGCUGGAAGGGAAGUUCAAGAUGAGUCAGGAAAUGGGUGAGGGCGAUCGAGCGGGUGUUGCUCAGGGAUUUGAUAAUCUGGGCACUGAGACUGGCGACCAGAUGGCUCAGUGCGUACGGGAGCGGGAGAAGAUCGCUGCUGCUGCGAAAGGCAAAUAAAAAGCUAUCUUGGUGGAACAGAGAGCAAGUUUGGAGUUGUGAUGAGUAACUAGCACGAUAUUUCUUUUUUGCGAUUUCUAAUAGACUAACGGGCAUAGAAUGAAAGAAUUGAUGACGCAUUCAGUUCGUGUUAGAUUCGUGUUAGACAUCAUCCGUCAAGCCUGACGGCCCCGGUCAUUGGUCGAUUACGAUAGUGUACUACAUUAACGAUUCUGGCUGUGUCAGCGGUU